GACCUCACGGAGCAGGAUCGCCGGCUCGGACCGAAGCCACCCGCCCGCCGCCAGCCAGGUGCCAUGCUGCUGCUCCUGCUGGGCUUCCUAAGCCCAGCGGCCUGCUGGGCACUGGGCCAGGUUGGCCCUGGCUCCUCGGAGCUGCGGUCGGCCUUCUCGGCGGCUCGCACCACCCCGCUGGAGGGCACGUCGGAAAUGGCGGUGACCUUCGACAAGGUGUACGUGAACAUCGGGGGCGACUUCGACGCGGCCACCGGGCGGUUCCGCUGCCGCGUGCCCGGCGCCUACUUCUUCUCCUUCACCGCGGGCAAGGCCCCGCACAAGAGCCUGUCGGUGAUGCUGGUGCGCAACCGCGACGAGGUGCAGGCGCUGGCCUUCGACGAGCAGCGGCGGCCGGGCGCCCGGCGCGCCGCCAGCCAGAGCGCCAUGCUGCAGCUCGACUACGGCGACACGGUGUGGCUGCGGCUGCACGGAGCCCCGCAGUACGCGCUGGGCGCGCCGGGCGCCACCUUCAGCGGCUACCUGGUGUACGCCGACGCCGACGCGCCUGCGCAGGGGCCCGCGCCGCCGGAGCCGCGCUCGGCCUUCUCCGCGGCGCGCACGCGCAGCCUGGUAGGCUCGGACGCGGGCGCCGGGCCGCGCCACCGGCCGGUGGCCUUCGACACCGAGCUGGUCAACAUCGGCGGCGACUUCGACGCGGCGGCCGGCGUGUUCCGCUGCCGUCUCCCCGGCGCCUACUUCUUCUCCUUCACGCUGGGCAAGCUGCCGCGCAAGACGCUGUCGGUGAAGCUGAUGAAGAACCGCGACGAGGUGCAGGCCAUGAUCUACGACGACGGCGCUUCGAGGCGCCGCGAGAUGCAGAGCCAGAGCGUGAUGCUGGCGCUGCGGCGCGGCGACGCCGUCUGGCUGCUCAGCCACGACCACGAUGGCUACGGCGCCUACAGCAACCACGGCAAGUACAUCACCUUCUCCGGCUUCCUGGUGUACCCCGACCUCGCCGCUGCCGGCCCGCCGGCCCUCAAGCCCCCCGAGCUCUGAGCCUCUGCUUGAAGGAGCCGGGGAGGGCCAUGGGGCAUGCAUGCCGAGCCGGGACCGCGGCCCGAACGCCCCACCGGCCAGAGCAUGACAGCCUGCCCGGCAUUCCUGGACUCUGCCAAUAAAGUGGGGCUGCCCCUGUCAGCCCUUACGGCCCUGCCCUGUGUCAUGAAUGUGAAGCCUUUGCCUCCUCCCUUCCUCUCCCCAGGAUGACACAGACCGCAAUGACUAGGACAGCACAUAGGGCCUAGCUGGGGGUCAAGCCUGUGAGAAUUGGAAGUUAGGGAAUUGAUGCUAUUCUAAAUUCAAGUAGACCUCGCCUUCAUGUCCACGACUAGUGCAUCUCUCCAUCUGACUUUUCACUGACCCGUGGGCCCAUAUUAUGCCUUUCUUUAAGAAGCAGCAACAUCCUACUACUCUAACCCACUAGGAACACAGGAUUCAAGGAAAUGGCAUGUUCCUUCUUUCAGUAGGGCAUAAGACUGAGAUGAAGGACUGAUACCUCCCUCCUGCCCUCCCAGAAUGGGGUGAGUGAUUUGCUCAGAACACGUGUCAGUGUAAGUGGGCUUAGACACAAAACCAAGAUGGGCUCUGGGAGGCCAAAACAGAAUCAGGGCUCUAACCAUGCACAAGUGUGUGAGCCAGACUUCUCCCAGCUUUAUUCCUUACUCAGAGGUGUUACAUGUGAGGCUGGCUUGAGACAACACAUUUUUUUUUUCUAUCCACUUCACAAAGAGGUAAUGUUUUCCCACUUUUCCCUUUACUCCUCCGUAAAUAGAGCUGUUGAAAUCCAAUCUCUAUUCCCAGGCCACGAGGGGACUUAGCAAGCUCAGAGACCACUGAGCUUUUGUUAACUUUGAAAUGAGUAUAUUAACACUGGGUGAUGCUGGGCGCAGUGGCUCAUGCCUGUAAUCCCAGCAUUCGGGGAGGCAGAGGCAGGCGGAUCGCUGUGAGUUCAAGGCCAGCCUGGUGUACACAGUAAGUCCAGGACAGCCACGGCUACACAGAGAAACCCUGUCUCAAACAAAAAGAAAAAAGAAAAAAAAAAAAAAGGACUGGGUGACAAUCAACAUACAUGGUCCCUGUGUCUCACAGUACUGCCACGGUAGGAGUUAGAGGACCUGACCUGAUUUUACUUUGGGGGCAGCUUUUCUUUAGCGUGUAUUAAACAGACUUUUCAAUCUUGACCUCUGGACAGACAUGCAUGAACCCGUUGCCUGACGGUC
This is a messenger RNA of Psammomys obesus (fat sand rat), 2261 nucleotides long. RefSeq names its product C1q and TNF related 4 (gene C1qtnf4). Bases 64 to 1038 code for a protein of 324 amino acids. The transcript has 2 exons. The record is from RefSeq and is a predicted model, not a curated record. Gene Ontology annotation, molecular function: protein binding. Lineage: Eukaryota; Metazoa; Chordata; Mammalia; Rodentia; Muridae.